AUGCUGUCACCGGACACCCGUGUUGACGACAGCAAAUCGACCAACAACCCCUCCCGAGUCCCCUACUUCGUCCCCGUCCAUCUCCAAUCUCGGCCACCUACGCACUCCCCCGAAGUCUCGAACGUGUUCCGUGCAUUGGAUUCGGCGAGACAGGCGGGCCUCUGGACUCACCCUGACGAUAAUAUCAACGGGCUAGAUGUGCUGUCUUUUAUGCGCUUUGGAGGCAAGGAAUACGACUCGGUACGAUUCCAUUCUCACUUUCCUUGCACAGCGUUCCAGGAUCCCCAAAAGCCCAUCGCAUCUUGA
Messenger RNA from Puccinia triticina, 306 nucleotides. RefSeq lists its product as uncharacterized. The transcript has 2 exons. NCBI's taxonomy places the organism in Eukaryota, Fungi, Basidiomycota, Pucciniomycetes, Pucciniales, Pucciniaceae. Bases 1 to 306 code for a protein of 101 amino acids. The record is from RefSeq and is a predicted model, not a curated record.